AGUGGAAAAGCAGCCUAUCAUCAUACGCGGCUCGACUAGGGGGUGCCACUCGUUAUGGGGCAAACGCAUCUCGGCACCGUAUGAAGCAAUCAAAGCGCAUUUGAAAAGGCAUUAUAGAACAGAACUGUUUUCUCCAAACCAGGAGAGGCACGAGUUUGUCAGCUCGACCACCAGAACGAAACCACAAGACGAGAGGGAAGAAGCCCCUCCUUGCCCGUAGCCACCAGCGCGGCGGCUGACGAGACUGCGCGCUGCAGUCGCAGCCCUCUGCACCAGACUCUCGUUCCUGCUCCAGUCGUCCGAUCAGCGGUGACCUAUUUGUUGAGGAUAGAAAAGGGCAGCUGCUGCCUCUCUCAAAUUCUGUAUGACUCCUGUCAUGGCAUCCUCUGUGAUCAGCCGUCAUCUUGCGCUGUCCCGCCACAAAAACCUACGCCUCAGUCUUUCAGGAUGCCGAUAUGCAAGCAAAGCGGCACCAAAGGUCCAGGUGGACUUUGAUUAUAAUGGACCCUCCAUGAAAACUGAAGUCCCUGGGCCAAGAUCACAGGAGCUGACAAAACAACUGGGAGAAAUUCAGAAUGUUGGCGCUAUCAAUUUCUUCUGUAACUAUGAGGAGAGCAGGGGCAAUUACCUGGUGGAUGUGGAUGGCAACCGCAUGCUGGACAUCUACACUCAGAUCUCUUCCAUUCCUAUUGGAUACAACCACCCUGCUCUCCUCAAACUGAUGUCCAACCCCAACAAUCUGAGUACGAUUGUGAACAGACCCGCCCUCGGAAUCUUGCCGCCUGAGAAUUUCGCUGACAAAAUCACAGAAAGUCUUCUUUCAGUGGCUCCAAGUGGAUUGAGUCGUGUCCAGACAAUGGCCUGUGGCUCUUGCUCCAAUGAGAACGCAUACAAGGCCAUGUUUAUCUGGUACAGGAAUAAAGAGCGAGGCCACAACUCACCAUCUGAUGAAGACGUCAACUCCUGCAUGAUAAACCAGGGCCCAGGUUGUCCAGACUUAAGUAUUUUAUCUUUCAUGGGUGGUUUCCAUGGUAGGACUCUGGGUUGCUUGGCUACGACACACUCCAAAGCAAUACAUAAGCUGGAUGUGCCCACUUUUGAUUGGCCGAUGGCCCCAUUCCCCAGACUGCAGUAUCCAUUGGAGGAGUUCAGCAGAGAGAAUGCACAGGAGGAGGCUCGCUGUUUGGAGGAGGUGGAGGACCUGAUCGUUAAGUGGCGACAGAAGGGUAAGCCUGUUGCAGGGAUUGUAAUUGAACCCAUUCAAGCUGAGGGAGGAGAUAAUCACGCCUCCGCGGAUUUCUUCAGGAGUCUCCGAAAAAUUGCAGGCAAGCAUGGCUGUGCUUUCCAUGUGGAUGAGGUCCAAACUGGAGGAGGGUCCACAGGAAAGUUCUGGGCCCAUGAGCACUGGGGCAUGGACGACCCCGCUGACAUUGUCUCCUUCAGCAAGAAGCUUCUGACUGGUGGCUUCUACUACAAGCUUGAAUUACAGGCUGAUAAGCCCUUCCGCAUCUUUAACACAUGGAUGGGUGACCCUUCAAAGAACGUGUUACUGACUGAGGUCCUCAGUGUGAUUCGCAGAGAAAACCUCCUGGUGGAGGUGAACCGUUCAGGAAAAGCCUUAUUGAAUGGCCUGCAUGAAUUACAGGCUCAGUACCCUGGCAUCCUGAGUCGAGCUCGAGGACAAGGAACCUUCUGUGCCAUUGAUGUCUGCGAUGAUGAAACACGCAGCAACGUCCUUAUGAAGGCCCGAAACAAGGGUAUCUUGCUGGGAGGGUGUGGGGAUCGGUCAAUCCGUUUCCGUCCAGCGCUGGUCUUCAAGGAGUACCACGUGCACAUGUUCCUCAACAUCUUCAAUGAUGUGUUGGCCCAGAUCAAAUGAUAAGGCAAAACAACAUUCGAAGAAAGAAAUCCGGAAUAGUGGGAAACCUCCUUACCGUCCAUGACAAGAUAAGCACAAACCACACUAAUGAAAAAGACCUUCGAAAGAGCCAAGGUCGGUUGAGUUUAACCAAGCCACAAGCUUGAUAACAAUGUCUCUGUCCAUGUGAUGUGCACUAUACAUUGAUUUUUUUAUUUCACAUCAUUGUCAUAAUUCUAUAAAUCAGUGUGGGAAUGACAGUAAACCAAAGGGAAGCAGAAUCUAUCACGUGGACAGAUGUAAACUGGCAACGCAGUGGGUGAAGUAUGCAAAAUCCAACACCGUAAUCUAUAUUAUUUACCAGCAUCUGUCUCCUUGUAACCAUCAACAGGUUGUUCUCGAAAGAUACUUUUUUAGAUCUCAUACAGCAACUUUCACGAACAACAAACUGAUGCUUCAUCUCUUAUGUGCUCCAGUUACACAGUAUUCUAAUCAAUAACUACAAUGAAAGUGUGCUGGAAUCUGAUAUCAUUUCACAAUCAUGAAAAUGUAGUAAACCAAGUUAUUUUGUCAUACAAGUAAGUAUUGAGAGUUGUCUCCAUAUAUAACUACUUGUCCCUUCACAAGAAGAAUUAGUCAUUGAUGGACUUUCAACAAACUGUGCAAUCAUUUUUGUACACAAUUUGGGGAGUUUUGUUUUUUUCUUCUGUAAAAUUACAUCCUCAUUCUUUAUGAAUCUCACAGAAUUCUGAAUGAUUUGCAAAGCAGGCAAGAACAGCACAACACUAACCCUUUUAAGACUAGCCAUCUUAAAAGUGUAGGACUGUUAUUUAGACAGCAUUAAUUGCAUGUAGGCGGCACGGUGGAGACUGGUUAGAGUGUCAGCCUCACAGUUCUGAGGACCCGGGUUCAAUCCCCGGCCCCGACUGUGUGGAGUUUGCAUGUUCUCCCCGUGCCUGCGUGGGUUUUCUCCGGGCACUCCGGUUUCCUCCCACAUCCCAAAAACAUGCAUAAAUUGGAGACUCUAAAUUGCCCGUAGGUGUGACUGUGAGUGCGAAUGGUUGUCUGUUUGUAUGUGCCCUGCGAUUGGCUGGCAACCAGUUCAGGGUGUACCCCGCCUCCUGCCCGAUCACAGCUGGGAUAGGCUCCAGCACGCCCGCGACCCUAGUGAGGAUAAGCGGCUCAGAAAAUGGAUGGAUGGAUAAUUGCAUGUAAAUGAUGCCGAAAAAUACUCCCGAGGUUUAACUCAAUGCUCAGAGCAAGGUACUGGAUUUACACCCUUAUCGCCUGUCCCCUCAUCACCUGACAUCAUUAAAAUUGGCACGAAUACUUCUUUGAGAAAUCAGACAGACAUCUUUGAUACAGGAUUAAGUGUUAGUGAUGAGUGCAAUGCCAGCUUGCGUGUCAGUGUCCCAUUUAAAAUGGCCGUCUAAUGAUUCUGCCUGUCGUCUUGCUAUUAAUAGGAAUGACUCCGCUUGAUAUGUUGUAGCACAGACAAAUGCCAACCUUAAAUUGACCGUGAAAAGGUCCCCGAAUAUUUAGUGCCUGAUACUUGGCAUUUUUUAUUUAAAUAUUACUUUUAGUACUCAUGCAGUGUUUGCGGCCAGUCAUUAAAGCCCUUUCACAUUUUUUUCCCCCCAUGUCUAGAACGGACUGCAUUUGGCCGCUAUUGGUCUUUUGUGUUUACUUCGGAAAUAACAUAACAUUGAACGAAUAAGGUUAAAAACGAAGUCCAAAUGUACCUCACUAGCUACACCUCAACAAUAUGGAAUCCCAUAAGAUGGGAUGAUUGUUGUCUCUACUUCAACCUUGAAGGAUAGUGAUGCUCUUUUGUCAUCAUGGGUACUUGCUAGGCUCGAAAAUUCUCUGAGUGUAAGUUAAAAAUCCAGUGCACUGAAGUUAUUAAACUUAAACGGGCCGUUCGAUGGGGUAUAUGAGCACUUGUGAUUUUUACAAAGAUGUAGCACAUUAUGUCUCACAGCUUUAUGGCACAUUCGUACAUGUUUGUGUAAAUUCAAAAGAUGCACGAGAAAUUAUGUUUAAAUAUUGCUACAACAUGUCAGACCAUCUUUGUGACUGUUCCAUGCAAUCUUUUGAGCAGGUGUCAGAAAAGUGUAUCCAGUAACGUACCAUCUGUCUUGUAUGAAUUACUUAAACAUAGUGUAUAUUGCAAUCUUCUCGGGAGCCAUUUGGUUGGUUAACAAUGUGGAAUACAAUAGCAAUAUAUAUAUAUAUAUAUUGCUCCACUCCUUGUGAGGUGCGGAUAACAAGCCUGUUUAAAAAUAUUUGCACUUGAGAUCUGAUCUAAUGAUGUAAUUACUUGAGAUGGCUAUAACUAUUGUCUUUACUAUAUAAACACUGUCCGUGUACGGUGAUAAAUAAAUGACAUUUUGACUAACUUA
Molecule: messenger RNA, 4260 nt
Organism: Phycodurus eques (leafy seadragon)
Lineage: Eukaryota; Metazoa; Chordata; Actinopteri; Syngnathiformes; Syngnathidae
Gene: abat
Product: 4-aminobutyrate aminotransferase
Exons: 16
Coding region: 365-1879 (504 amino acids)
Biological process (GO): GABA catabolic process
Cellular component (GO): mitochondrion
Molecular function (GO): pyridoxal phosphate binding
Source: RefSeq, a predicted model, not a curated record